Prunus avium (sweet cherry) is the source of this 3516-nucleotide messenger RNA. NCBI's taxonomy places the organism in Eukaryota, Viridiplantae, Streptophyta, Magnoliopsida, Rosales, Rosaceae. The record is from RefSeq and is a predicted model, not a curated record.
AUGGCUGCUGAGUUUGUGCUUACUUUUGCUGCCCAGGGAAUACUGACCAAGGUCACUGCACUCGCCACUGAGCAACUCAGUCUUGCUUGGGGAUUCAAAGGAGAACUGGCCAAGCUCAGGGAUUCAUUAUCCCUCAUGCAAAACAUCUUACGUGAUGCUGCGGAGCAACCAACAGAUCGGGGCCACACCGUCAAAGCUUGGGUGAAGAAACUUAAAGACAUAGCACAAGAUGCUGAUGAUGUGUUGGAUGAAUUCCAGUAUGAAGUUCUUCGAAGUAAACUGGAGCUGCAAAACCACAUGAAGAAAAAGGUACUCAACUUCUUUUCAAUCUCCAAUCCCAUUGCUUUUCGCCUUAAAAUGGCACAAAAAAUUAAGAACAUCAACCAACUUUUGGCGGAUCUCAAGAGUGAGGCAUCUUUGAUUGGACUGGUUGCAAAACAAAAAGAGGCAACCACCCAAAUUAUGGGGAACAGAGAAACCGUCUCAAGCUUUGAUGAGGAUGAAAAUAUUUUCGGAAGGGAGGAGCUGUUGUCAGAUAUAGUUAAGACUUUGAUCAAGUCCAGCAAUCAUGAAAAUCUUUCUGUUAUGCCCAUUGUGGGAAUGGCAGGCCUUGGAAAGACAACUUUGGCCAAGUCUGUAUACAACGAACCAGAAAUAGAUAAAUCAUUUGACACAAAAAUAUGGGUGUGUGUAUCUAACGAUUUUGAUGUCAAUUCAAUUUUAAGAAGGAUCUUAGAAAUACUUAACCCCACAAAUGCCAGGAUAGAAAGUCGAGAGGCGUUGCUUAAAAACCUCAAAGGAGAGUUGGGAGGGAAGAGAUAUAUUCUUGUACUUGAUGACGUUUGGAACGAAGAUCGUACAAAAUGGAGUAAUUUGAUGAGUUGUUUGUCAAAACUUGGUUCUCAUGGAAGCACCGUGAUUGUCACCACCCGCAGUGCCAACGUUGCAUCAAUUACGGAAACAAAUCCUAAUCUUAGGUGUAAUUUGGAUACUCUACAAGAAGAUGAAUGUUGGUCCAUAUUGAAGGAUAAAGCAUUUCCUAAUUAUGGUAAUGCUCCUAUUACUGCACAUCUGGAGACAAUUGGAAGGCAAAUUGCAAAAAGGUGUGGUGGUGUACCAUUAGUGGCAAAGGUUUUGGGAAGCAUGUUGCGUUCUAGAACUAUUAAUGAAUGGUUGUCAAUUCAAGAAAGUAAAAUAUGGGAAUUACCCGAAGGCGAGGAUAGAAUCAUGUCAAUUUUGAAGUUGAGUUUUGAUUAUUUGGAAUCAGCAUCUUUAAAACAUUGUUUUGCAUAUUGCUCAAUAUUUAUGAAAGAUUUUAAAAUUGAAAGGGAGAACUUGGUCCAACUGUGGGCGGCCGAAGGAUUGCUGCACUCUUCAAGUAAUCCAGAUCUAGAGAUGGAAGAUAUAGGGAAUGCAUAUUUUAAUAUUCUAUUGCAAAACUCCUUUUUUCAAGAUGUUAUAAAGGAUGAAUAUGGAGUUGUUAUAACAUGCAAGAUGCACGAUCUUGUGCAUGAUCUUGCAGAACUAGUGUCAAAAUAUGAUAGAGAAGACAAACCUGGCAUUCGACAUAUGGCACAGACUCCUAUCACACCACAAGGAAUUUCAAAAAGCAAUGUUGGGAAAUUGCGGUCCCUAUUUUCAAAUGGUGAAGGCCUUAGCAAUGGCUUGUCAAGUUUUAAUGCUUUACGUGUGUUGAAUUUAUACAAGGCUAACAUUGUGGAGUUGCCAAGCUCAAUUGGCAGGUUGAAACACUUGAGGUAUUUGGAUGUUUCUGAAACAGGAAUCAAAGAACUUCCAAAAUCUAUUGGCAAGCUUUAUAAUCUGCAGACGUUAAGAAUGUGUGAUACAUGGAAUCUUGGAAGGUUUCCAAAGGAAAUGGAAAAUUUGAUCAACUUGAGGCAUGUUUAUUUUGACGAGGAUAAGGAAGUUCCAUUUGGAAUGAGACGAUUGACUCAUCAGCAGACAUUACGUUACUUUACUUUGGAUAGGGAAAGGAAUCAUGAAAUUGGCGAGUUGGGUGGCUUAAACCAAUUAAAAGGUGAACUAACUAUCAGAUCUUUGGAACAAGUCAGGGACAAAGAUGAAGCAGAGGAAUCAAAUUUAGGAGGGAAAUCAAAUAUACGAAUUUUGACAUUAGAGUGGGGGUCUUACAGCCCCAGAAACAACACAAAGAGUGAUGUACUAGAAGGCCUCCAACCGAACCCUAAGCUAGAAAUCUUAAAGAUUGAAAACUUCAUGGGUGUUAAAUUAGCAACAUGGAUGAUGAGUGGUUUGUUGCUACUCGAUUUGAAAGAGAUCCGGUUAUCCAACUGCAAGGAAUGUGAAGAAGUCCCAUCACUCGGCCAUUUACCACAUCUUAGGCAUAAUCUUCGGUCACUGCUUAUUGGCGGUUGUGAAAAGCUUAGCCAUUUACCUGAUGGGCUACACACACUCUGUCUUCUUGAGAUAUUGGAAAUAGCUGAUUGCCCUAAGCUAACAUGCAUUUCAAUUCACAGUCUCACCUCCCUUCGGGGAUUGCAUAUUGAAAAUUGUGGUGGGUCAGCGAAUCUACAGAUGGUUGAUGAGGAGUUUUCUUUAGAUGAUUUGACAAGUUAUGAAUGCAAUGGGUUGAAAAAUAUACUGAUCAGUGGGCUACAGUCUUGUACCUCUCUACGUUGGGUACGUAUCAUAAAUUGUCAAAAUUUGAGGCAUUUACCGGUGGAUGGGCUACAAACCCUCGUCUCUCUUGAGGAGCUGUACAUAGAGGAUUGCACUAAUCUAGAAGCUAUUCCCAGUUUAGACAACCUCACAUCCCUCCGUGAGUUGUCUAUUCGUGGUUGUGAUGGACUCACAAGUCUACCGAGGGGGAUUCAAUCCCGCACAUCUCUUACAAAAUUGACAAUCAGUAAAUGCCACAAUUUGAUCUCUCUGGCAGAUGUCGAUGUGUCCAGGUUGCAGUCUCUUUCCAAUUUAGAAAUAAUUGAUUGUCGGAAAUUAAAAUAUUUGCCAACCGGGCUACGCUCUCUGAGUAUGGAAAGGAUGAAAAUCGGUAUGUUUUGGGAGGAGCUCGAUUCUUUCCCUGAUUUUGAGCUUCCAUCACAAAUCCGAUGGUUAAAGAUCUCAGGGUGGCCUAAGCUCAAAUCUUUGCCUCAACAGAUUCAACACUUGACUACUUGUCUACAAUAUUUGUCUGUAAGUUCUUUCGACAGCAUAGAGGCUUUUCCAGAGUGGUUGGGUAACCUUACAUCUCUUAUCACCCUGCAUAUUAAGGAGUGUAAGAAUCUGAUGUAUCUGCCUACCGUUGAAGUUAUGCAACGCCUCACCAAAUUAAGAGAACUAGACAUUGAUGGAUGUCCCCGUCCAGCUGAAAGAUGCGCCAAGGAGAGCGGCCCAGAAUGGCACAAGAUUUGGCACAUCCCAGAUAUUAUAGUUGACGGAGUUGACCAAUUUGAAGAAUCGGAAUCUUCAAGUCAUGAUUCGACUGACUCAAAUCCUCACCAAACUAGCACAGUUAGAUGUUCAUGUUUUUCCUCCUAA